UCCUUAUGUCCUCCAACCCCUGCAGGGGAAUACAUUAAAACCUGGCGGCCACGCUACUUCCUCCUCAAGAAUGAUGGCACCUUUAUUGGCUACAAGGAACGGCCUCAGGAUGUGGAGCAGCGCGAGUCCCCCCUCAACAACUUCUCAGUGGCACAAUGCCAGCUGAUGAAGACAGAGCGGCCAAGGCCCAACACCUUCAUCAUCCGCUGCCUGCAGUGGACCACAGUCAUUGAGCGCACCUUCCAUGUGGAAACGCCUGAGGAGCGGGAAGAAUGGACCACCGCCAUCCAAACUGUGGCUGAUGGACUCAAGAGGCAGGAGGAAGAGACGAUGGACUUCCCAUCAGGUUCUCCCAGUGACAACUCAGGGGCUGAGGAGAUGGAGGUGUCCCUGGCCAAGCCCAAGCACCGUGUGACCAUGAACGAGUUUGAAUACCUAAAGCUACUGGGCAAGGGCACCUUUGGGAAGGUGAUCCUGGUGAAGGAGAAGGCCACGGGCCGCUACUAUGCCAUGAAGAUCCUCAAGAAGGAGGUCAUCGUUGCCAAGGAUGAGGUUGCCCACACACUGACUGAGAACCGUGUCCUGCAGAACUCUAGGCAUCCUUUCCUUACAGCGCUGAAGUACUCAUUCCAGACCCAUGACCGCCUCUGCUUUGUCAUGGAAUAUGCCAAUGGGGGCGAGCUCUUCUUCCACCUGUCUCGUGAGCGUGUGUUUUCUGAGGACCGGGCCCGCUUCUAUGGUGCGGAGAUUGUGUCGGCCUUGGACUAUCUGCACUCCGAGAAGAAUGUGGUAUACCGGGACCUUAAGCUGGAGAACCUCAUGCUGGACAAGGACGGGCACAUCAAGAUAACAGACUUUGGGCUGUGCAAGGAGGGUAUCAAGGAUGGUGCCACUAUGAAGACCUUCUGCGGAACCCCUGAGUACCUGGCCCCUGAGGUGCUGGAGGACAACGACUAUGGCCGUGCGGUGGAUUGGUGGGGGCUGGGCGUGGUCAUGUAUGAGAUGAUGUGUGGCCGCCUGCCCUUCUACAACCAGGACCACGAGAAGCUGUUCGAGCUCAUCCUCAUGGAGGAGAUCCGCUUCCCUCGGACACUUGGCCCUGAGGCCAAGUCCCUGCUCUCUGGGCUGCUCAAGAAGGACCCCACACAGAGGCUUGGCGGGGGCUCUGAGGAUGCCAAGGAGAUCAUGCAGCAUCGCUUCUUUGCCAACAUCGUGUGGCAGGAUGUAUAUGAGAAAAAGCUGAGCCCACCUUUCAAGCCCCAGGUCACCUCUGAGACUGACACCAGGUAUUUUGAUGAGGAGUUCACAGCCCAGAUGAUCACUAUCACACCGCCUGAUCAAGAUGACAGCAUGGAGUGUGUAGACAGCGAGCGGAGGCCACACUUUCCCCAGUUCUCCUACUCAGCCAGUGGCACAGCCUGAGGCCUGGGGCAAUGGCUGGCAGCUAUCACUCCUUUGCAUUGCCGAGUCCAGAAGCCCCGCAUGGAUCAUCUGUAACUGAUGGUUUUGUUUCUCGGGUGUGCUGGGGAGGAACCUUGCCAGCCUCCAGGACCAGGGGAGAAUGUUUCUACUGUGGGCAGCAGCCUACCUCCCAGCCAGGUCAGGAGGAAAAUUAUCCUGGGGUUUUUCUUAAUUUAUUUCAUCCGAUUGGAGGCCAGAUGUGGCCUCAGUGCCCAGAACAAUUAGAUUCAUGUAGGAAAAUAUUAAGGACUUCUGCGACCAUGUGCAAUGUGGGCUCAUGGGUCUGGGUGGGUCCUGUCACUGCCCCCAUUGACCUGGCCACUCUAGCUGCCACCUGUCUUUAGGGUCCAGGGCCAAAGUCCAACUGGAGGGCACCAGAAGCACCUCACUGUGGUGUGCUAGCCGGCUCUCCCUUGGGUGGGAGAAGGCAGAGCAGCCUCAGCACCAGGGCUCAGCGGGUUGGCCAGGGCUCACCAAGGUUGACAGAGGAACAAGAAUUCAGUCUGUUGCUGUGUGUCAUGCUGUUGAAAGGCAUUUUAUGGAGUUAAUCCUGGCGACAGAAGAGUGUCUGCCCCACACGAGCUCAUCCCUAGCACUUGUCUUUUUAGAUGCUUUACUUCUCCAGCUGUCCCCGGCCAGAUACUGUGGCCACUGCUGCACCAUCUCGUUUUUUACAACAUUCAACUUCAGCAUUUUUACUAUUAUAAUAAGAAACUGUCCCUCCAAAUUCAAUAAAAAUUGCUUUUCAUGUU
Myodes glareolus (Bank vole) is the source of this 2213-nucleotide messenger RNA. The record is from RefSeq and is a predicted model, not a curated record. NCBI's taxonomy places the organism in Eukaryota, Metazoa, Chordata, Mammalia, Rodentia, Cricetidae.